This is a messenger RNA of Phalaenopsis equestris, 982 nucleotides long. RefSeq lists its product as uncharacterized. The transcript is spliced from 3 exons. Lineage: Eukaryota; Viridiplantae; Streptophyta; Magnoliopsida; Asparagales; Orchidaceae. Gene Ontology annotation, biological process: rRNA base methylation. The coding region runs from base 64 to 813 and encodes 249 amino acids. Gene Ontology annotation, cellular component: cytoplasm. The record is from RefSeq and is a predicted model, not a curated record. Gene Ontology annotation, molecular function: rRNA (uridine-N3-)-methyltransferase activity.
UCAGAAGCAGCAGUAAAUUCUCAUAUAAAUAAUAGACUUCGAACCAUUUCUUCGCAUAAUCUGAUGGAAGAAGCAGCAGCAGCAUCAGCAUCGAGCUUGUUCGGUGAGAAAACAGGGAAAAAUGGUAGCAGGAAGAGGGAGAAAUGCAUAACGCAUUACUCCAGCUAUCAGAGAAUACUUCUUGUGGGUGAAGGAGACUUCUCCUUUUCGGCCUGCCUCGCGAGGGCUUUCGAUUCUGCAAACAACAUGGUGGCCACCUCCCUUGAUGAUCCAGAUAGACUGUUGAAGAAGCAUUGGACUGCCAGAAAUAAUCUCAGUGAGCUUAAGAGAUUUGGUUGCACAUUAUUGCACGGAAUUAAUGUGAAAGACAUGCAUCAAGAUAACUUCUUAAAAGACAAGCGGUUCGAUCGAAUCAUCUUUAAUUUUCCUCAUGCAGGGCAUGACCCAGAGCUUCGGGAAAAAGAUGAAAGCCUCAUUUUGAGACACAGAGAGUUACUGUGUGAUUUCUUUAACAGUGCAAGAUGCUUAUUGAGUGAAAAUGGCGAAAUUCAUGUGAAUCAUAGGGAUGAUAAACCAUAUGCUCAGUGGAGGAUUAGAAGUUUAGCAAAGAAGGGCGGACUGAUUCUGAAGGAGCUGGUGGAGUUUCAGAAGAAAGAUUAUCCAGGUUAUCAUAACAAGAGGGGAAGUGAUAUAAAAAGUAACAAGACCUUUCCUCUUGGUUUUAGGAGCUUCACUUUCAAGUUUUCAUUGAAGAGUUUCACAAAAGUUUCGGCCGAUGAAUUAUCGUUAGAUUUCUCAGAUCUGACGAUUUAGUUGCUAUAGUACUUCUUCCUUAGGCUUUCUUUAAUUUAUGUAUGUCAAAGUUAAAUUAAAGAGAGGAAAUUAAAGUUUAUUGUCUGUAUGUGAGAGUUAAAUUAAGUAGGACUUUAUCUAUUCCAGUUUAUGAACUGAUAGGAUUUGUUCUUUGUUAUAGAGGAGGCUA